Messenger RNA from Glycine soja, 2473 nucleotides. Its product is annotated as probable LRR receptor-like serine/threonine-protein kinase RKF3. Gene Ontology annotation, biological process: protein phosphorylation. The record is from RefSeq and is a predicted model, not a curated record. NCBI's taxonomy places the organism in Eukaryota, Viridiplantae, Streptophyta, Magnoliopsida, Fabales, Fabaceae. The transcript is spliced from 2 exons. Gene Ontology annotation, molecular function: protein kinase activity; ATP binding. The coding region runs from base 306 to 2195 and encodes 629 amino acids.
UGAGGAAAAAGGGUAGGUGAAGAUUGGAUUGCGAUAGAUACAGAUGAGAGAAAAAGAAGGAGUGAUCCAUGAUUGUGGGUAUUAUUAUUACACACACCAGAACGAGAAAGUUGAUCUAGUUCGAGGAAGCAUCCUCUCUGCGUAUCUGCUACUACUGUUCUAAGAAAAUGAGUUUAAUCAUUCAUCUACCAUGGUCAAAAAUAUCAAAAUACCAAUACCUCUUACGUCCCAUGUUAAUCUAACAAUUAAUAAUAACCUUCUUCUUCAACCCCUCCACUCACUCCUGUUUCAUUUCCAUAACCCCCAUGAGUUCCCUCAUCCACCUUUUUCUCUUUUUCUUCUUCUUCCUCUGUCUCUCUCACUCUUCUCUAUGUGACACGUGUCCCCUGAACUUCACCAUCCUGGGCAGAACCAAACCCACAUCCUUCGACACCUCCCGCUGCCAGGUCAUCAGCCAAGCCCUCCGCCUCGUCCAGUCCGACUACCUCCGCCGCAGCGGCUUCUUCCUCCCUCCCCUCAACGCCUCCGACACAUGCUGGACCCACUUCCAGUCCUACGUUAACAACUUCGACCAAACCUACAACAUCACCACCUCCUGCGGCUUCAAAACCUCCUGGAUCUCCCAAGGCUGCAACAACGUCACCACCAAACAAGACUUCGAAUCCUUAGUCCCUCAAUCCGCCCUACAAAACAUGCGCAACAACUGCAACCAGUCGCUCGAGAACAACUCCCCUUGCGCCCUCUGCACCACUUCGUUCUCCACUCUCCCGCCACUGGGAGACUCCGUCGGAAAUCUCACCGACUGCACCAAGUACGCUUCUAUCUACGCCGCCGCCUUCGCCAACCGCUUCGGCCCCUCCGACCCCGGCACCGCCAAGUGCUUGUUCUCCCUUCAAUUCUCCUCCAACAACAACAACAACUCCUCCUCCUCCUCCAAGAGAAAAAAGGUUGUUAUUGCUGUUGUUUCUGUUGUCGGUGUCUUGGUCGUGUUACUGCUUGUUCUCGGGGUUUGGGUUUAUUGCAAGCUGGAAGACAAGGUUGCGGGGGACAAGGACGUUCGUGUAGCGGAAAUCGGUCUGGUUUCUGGAUUGGAUUCCAUGGAGCAGAGCACUACUUUAAUCAGGUUUACUUUUGAUGAUAUUAAGAAAGCAACCAAGAAUUUCUCCAGAGAUAACAUAGUUGGAAGAGGUGGUUACGGGAAUGUGUACAAAGGCUUGCUUCCUGAUGGAAGCGAGGUUGCGUUUAAGAGGUUCAAGAAUUGUUCAGCUUCCGGUGAUGCAAGCUUCACUCACGAAGUUGAGGUUAUUGCUAGUGUCAGACAUGUUAACCUUGUUGCCUUAAGAGGCUAUUGUUCUGUUACUACUCGUUUGGAAGGUUACCAGAGGAUUAUUGUUUGCGAUAUGGUGAAAAACGGGAGUCUCCAUGACCAUUUGUUUGGUUCUAAUGGUGUGAAAUUAAGUUGGCCAAUUCGUCAGAAGAUUGCUCUAGGCACGGCUAGAGGGUUGGCUUAUUUGCAUUAUGGGGCUCAACCUGCAAUCAUUCAUAGAGAUAUUAAAGCAAGUAACAUACUUUUGGAUGAUAAGUUUGAAGCUAAAGUUGCGGAUUUUGGACUAGCCAAGUUUAACCCUGAGGGGAUGACACAUAUGAGCACAAGGGUGGCUGGAACAAUGGGGUAUGUUGCUCCUGAAUAUGCUUUGUAUGGACAAUUGACAGAGAGAAGCGAUGUGUUCAGUUUUGGGGUUGUGCUUCUUGAGCUUUUGAGUGGGAGGAAGGCUCUUCAGAUGAACAAUGAUGGUCAACCCUCUUCUUUGACUGAUUGGGCUUGGUCGUUGGUUAGAACGGGGAAGGCCUUGGAUGUUAUUGAAGAUGGCAUGCCACAAUCGGGUUCAGAACAUGUUCUUGAGAAGUAUGUGUUGAUUGCUGUGCUUUGUUCUCAUCCGCAGUUGUAUGCUAGGCCAACAAUGGAUCAGGUUGUUAAAAUGAUGGAGACUGAUGAAUCGGUUCCUUCAAUACCUGAAAGGCCAAUCCCUCUUGUUGCUGGAAGGCUUGAUAUUGAGAGAUCUGUGAGUAGUAGUGGCUCUGGUCAGCUCUCUAGUCCAACGGGUUAUCGAUCAUAUACUAUAGAAAGUGAUCGCCAAUCUUCUAAUUCUAGGGAUGAAAGAAGCUCAAGCUCUAGGAUUUUGAGUACAGAUUGAGAUUGAGUGUCAGGAAAGUAAUUUGUUUGUACAUUUAGUUUAUAGAAUGCUGUUUUUUUCUUGUAGUGUUUUCCGUUACUAAAUCCAAAUUGGAUGUACAAAUUUUGAUUCUUGCUAGAGUUUAUAUGAUGGCAAGCAAGAGAGUAUGAUCAAGUUUUGCUGAAUUAAGUGUCACAGUACUGUUGUAUCAGAAGCAAUUUUCCAAUUCAUUUUAAGAAUCUUCUUUUGCAAGAAGUGAUGCUAUUUUUAGCUCUGAGCUCCAUUGGCCCUUAUAUCUC